AUGUCAAACAUGCAGCGUUAUCUGGCCGAGAAGUACAUGAGUGGGCCCAAGGCAGACGCUAUACUAGCGAGAGACGCGCCAAAGAAAAAGAAGAAACGAAAACAAGGCGCAGUGUCGAGUGGUAGUGGCAGCGUUGGCAUUGUCGACGAAGACGCGAGCUGGGCGGCACCUGUGGAUCAAAACGAAGACGAGGAUGAAGUAGAAGCCGUUGUGGCUAGUGAUAGGACGUUUAAGAAGCGUAGGCGAGUUGCAGAUGAUGGCGGCUGGGUCUCGCUUCCACCCCCCGGCGCUGACUCCAUCAACCAACAGCCUGAAGAAGCAGAGGAUGAAAAGCCCGUCGUUGUCGUAGAACCAGAGGCGCCAAAGAAGUCUGGAGGGCUACUCUCCCAUGCAGAGUUGCGGAAAAAGCUGGGAACGGACGUGUCUACUACGUCAACAGAUGCAAAACCGACUCCUGAGCAAAUGGAGACGGUCUAUCGAGAUGCGAGCGGACGCAAGAUUGACACCAAGGCCGCAAAGGCUGAAGCCGCGAGGCAGAAACGAGAACAGGAGGAGCAGGAAGCGAAACGUAUGCAAUGGGGAAAGGGUAUCGUGCAGAGACAAGAAGCCCAGGAUAAAAGACGAGAAAUGGAGCUGGAGCGUGGUCGUGGCUUCGAGAGGCGGAGAGAUGACGAAGCAUUGAAUGCGAUGCAAAAGGAGGAGAUGAGAUGGAAUGAUCCAGCCGCCGCCUUUCUCUCCAAACCUCAGACCAAAGGUCCCAAAAAGCCCGAGUACAAAGGUCCACCACCUCCGCCAAAUCGGUUCGGGAUCAAACCUGGUUAUCGAUGGGAUGGUGUUGACCGUAGUAAUGGGUUCGAGAAAAAGUAUUUCCAGCGGUUGAACGAGCGACAGCGCGUAGGCCAGGAGGCUUAUCAGUGGAGUGUCGACGACAUGUAA
Serendipita indica DSM 11827 is the source of this 936-nucleotide messenger RNA. The record is from the annotation of a GenBank genome assembly. Lineage: Eukaryota; Fungi; Basidiomycota; Agaricomycetes; Sebacinales; Serendipitaceae.